GACCAAAUCUAACCCGGUUAGUAUAUCGGACCGUGUCGUGUACAGAAUUCACAUACCUUUUAAAAAUUCCUCAUUUUUCAUCGUCUCUUUCACGUAAUUAAAUUCAAAAUUCGAUCUCUGAUUUCUCAAAAUUCUUUCCUAUCUCUUAGAUCCAACCAUCAAUCGUUUCAAUUCGCGUCAUCCUCUUUCGAUUGAUAUCAGCCGUUAUUUUACAAUUUUCUAGGGUUAGGGUUUCUCAUCUCGAUCUCAUCAAGACCUCUAAUCUCUCGAUCCUUUACGCUUUUGUAAUCGGUCUCGUGUGUAAAGUAAUUUCCUUAUAAAAUUGAAUUCCAAUUUUGUUGAUUAUUGUAAUUACCUUUGGGGUUUGGAUUUCAAAGUCUUCGAUCUGUUUCAAGUUUACUCAAAUCUGUUAAUAAGUUUAGGGGUUUUGCUCCUUUCGUUAUCGGGUGUCUGUAUCUUCCCUUUUUUCCCCGUAAUUUUGCGGUUUCAUUGGUGAACAUAAAAUCUAGGGUUAGGGUUUUUUUCCUUCUUUUUUUUUGUAAAAUUGUCCUAGGAGUUCGUGUCCACACAUCAUUAAAUCAUCUUUGGAGUAUAAUUGAGUGUCCUUUACGGUCAAAUUGUCUCGUUCUGUUCUGGAGUUUGAAUUCAACUUAUUGUAAAGGCUUAAAUGGGAUUUAAACGGCCUUUUGACUAUGAAGAGUUUCAGGAUCUUCCUUUUAAGCAGGCAAGACAGGUGGACUAUUGCAAUAAGUUGACUCAAUUUUCAGAAACUGGCGCACAUAGUUAUAUGCCUCUGAAAUCUGAUAUCACAGAUGAUUGUGGGAGCAGCUUUGUCAAACCUCUGAGGCAUGAGACAUUUGAUAAUGACAAAGUCAUUGAAGUUUCAAAUUUGGCUAAAGAUUCUGACUUCAGUGCUCCGUUGUCAUUAGUCACCUGCAGUUCCAGCGAUGAAAAUUUUGGGUCCGGAAUGGCAGCUUCUCCUGAAUAUUUUCAGUUUGAGUUUCCACGGAAAAUGUCCAUGCCUUUAAAGGAUGUCCACUCUUUCUAUUUGGAUGACUUUCCUAGGAAACAGGUUCCUCUUGGACCAAAUCAUCAAGCCAGCAUUCCAUUUUGGGACAAUCAUAUAAAGAAGGAUAAGCUAGUACAGUUUUUCAAUCCAAACAGUUCCUCAUUGUCUGAAUCAGACCAUCACAUUUAUAAUGACAAUGAAGAGAAGCUGAUGGGCACUUGUAUUAUUCCAAUGCCUGAUACAGAACUGCAACUGUGCAGUAGGUAUGAGGCUGGUUUUGGCAGAUCGGACUGUGGCUGCCUGGAUGAAGGCUCUUUCAGAUGUGUGCGGCAGCACAUAAUGGAAGCACGAGAAGAAUUAAUAAAAUCCAUUGGGCAUGAAAAAUGUGUAAACUUAGGGUUUUAUGACAUGGGAGAGGAGGUGGCAUGUAAAUGGACCAAGGAAGAAGAACGUGUUUUUCAUGAAGUUGUUUAUUCCAGGCCAGCGUCCUUGGGCCAGAACUUUUGGAAGCACCUGGCGCAAGUGUUUCCUGAUAGAACCACAAAGGAAAUUGUCAGCUAUUACUUCAAUGUCUUUAUGCUUCGGAAACGAGCUGCUCAAAACAGAUCUAACCCACUGGACAUUGACAGUGAUGAUGAUGAGUUUCCUCAGAUCCACAGAGGCUCCCAUAUUCAAGUUGUAGAAGAGGAUGAAGAUUCUGAUCUUGAGUCUCCUGUUGAUCAGUAUGAUCAUGCGGGCCUGGAAGAGGAUAUUCUUGAAGAUGAUGACAAUGACGACGAUGAUGGUGGUGGUGACUUUGAUGGUGAUUUCGGAGAUUGUGAUGGAGACACCACAGGAGAAGGUUCUGGGAUAGAUUAUUCGGAAGCAAUUGAUAUAAACUGUAUUGAUCCUGUUGUUAAGCACAUGAACAAGAAUGCUGGUAGUGAUGGGUUGGAUUUCACUGUUCAAGAUGACUCUUGCAUGUCUUUUGAGUUCCAAGCCGAUAAAGUUGACCCUUGUGCUCCAGGUGAUUCCAGGGCUGCUUUGCAUGUAAAUAGAGGUACGAGUGACCAUAGCAAAUGCAUGCCCAGUGAAGUAGAUGGAUGUGAUGAUGAUGUGGAUCAGGUAUACUUGUUGGACCCGUCUGAUACCAAAGAUUGGGAUGUACGUUACUUGAGUCCAAUUAGGGGUGUUGAUCUUCUUCCUACAAGUAACAUCAUUGAAGAAAUAUUUGGACAAGGGGCCUGUGAGGACCGGACAAGAGAUGUCAAUAGCAUCAGCUAGUGCAUCUUUCAGAUAGUUGCCAGGCAUUUUAGUUUACAAAAUGUCCAUUCACUGUGGAGGCCAGGAUCCUGGUGCUUUUCUUUGUAAGAAUGUCUUUCAAGAUUUCUAAUUUCUAGAGAAUUGGAGCAUUUCCCCCCAAAUAGGCCAAAAAGAAAUUGAAAAAAAGAGAAGAAAAGUUUUGGUUUUU
Messenger RNA from Populus nigra (black poplar), 2459 nucleotides. RefSeq lists its product as uncharacterized. The coding region runs from base 668 to 2272 and encodes 534 amino acids. The transcript is spliced from 3 exons. The record is from RefSeq and is a predicted model, not a curated record. NCBI's taxonomy places the organism in Eukaryota, Viridiplantae, Streptophyta, Magnoliopsida, Malpighiales, Salicaceae.